GUGGGGUCGCUGGAAUAUACCUAGGUAGUGUACCUGUGGUGUUAGUGGUAUAAGUGUAUAGGCAACUUCUCGGAUUACUCUUUUGGGUAAUCCGAUGGCAAAUAUCUGAAUUUACCCCUACGGUUCGCGGUUCGCAUUUCUUUCUCGGCAUAGUCAUUCGUAAUACACCCUUUUUCACCCCUCCUUCGGUAAUCAUGCGGACUACGAAUUUUGUCAAUACCGUCGAUACCUGUUCCCCCUAGGUCCCUCUAUGUCUCCCCUGUACUUGAGUUAGCCCCGUGGGGAGAGGGCCUGGACGCCUAAAUGGAGCCCAGAUGAACUUGAAUGGGACCGUCAUUUACGAAAUUAGGAGCCUUGCUGCCAAGUAAUUUCGGAGAAGGUCGUUUAAGCUAUAGGCGAUGCGGUAUAUCAUCGUCAGCGAACACAGAAGCUAACAUUAUGGCUCGAUGGAUCGAUGGGUCAAAACCUGUGGUGUUGCCUCUUACGGCAACCCUUUGCGUUCCCCAUGUGUUCCCAUACGUUCCAAUACGUUCCACAAUCCUGAAUCUCCAUAAUCCUGAUCUUUCGCGUAAUAGAACCAGUCUUAUUCGGAAACCCCUUUUCUGAGCUCGAGCCUCUGCUGCCUUUGUUCGACGUGAUAGAAAGAGCCGCUCGCUCGCCGAGUUUUUCACGAGUAGACAUUGUCCUGCAAUCUCACUUCAGUCUCUCCUAACUCCCGUCUCAUACCCAUCCACCAACGCCGUGGAAAUGUCAAAACGUCACUUAUAUCAUUCCUCGGACGGGCUUGUCACCAAGUCUAUUAGAGGUCUCAUCUCCUACAACCCGUUACUCAGCCUGGAUGAACCUAACCGAGUGGUAUUCGACACGGCAUACAAUAAGUCCAAUGUCUCCAUAGUCAGUGGUGGUGGUUCCGGUCACGAACCUGCUUGGUCCGGUUAUGUUGGCCAAAACUUGCUCGCUGCCUCCGUGGCCGGCGACAUCUUUGCUUCUCCCAGCACGAAGCAGAUUAUUUCCGCCAUCGACAGAGUACCUUCGGAAAAAGGUACUAUCUUAGUUAUUACUAAUUACACCGGCGACUGCCUGCACUUCGGGUUGGCAAACGAGAAAGCUAUUGCCAAAGGCCACAAGUGCAGAAUGAUCAUCUGUGGAGACGACGUGUCCGUCGGAAGGAAAGGUAGCCUGGUCGGCCGGCGAGGUCUAGCCGGACAGUUAGGUGUUCUCAAAGUCCUGGGCGGUGCUGCUGGUGCCGGCGGCUCUCUCGACCAGGUGUACGAUCUCGGCAUUGCGUUCUCGCAGCAGAUCGUUUCCAUCGCAGCCACACUCGAUCACUGCCACGUUCCCGGACGAGCAGAGUUCGCGAUGCUGGGAGAUGACCAAGUGGAAAUCGGUACUGGGCCUCACAAUGAACCCGGCUAUCGGAAGCUCUCACCUGCACCGUCGGCGGAGGAACUCGUUAAGGUGCUAUUAAAGUACUGCUUAGAUGAGACGGACCCCGAGCGGGGCUACGUAAAGUUUAAGCCAGGGGACGAGGCCAUUCUUCUCAUUAGCAACUUCGGAGGCAUGUCGUAUCUCGAGAUGGGAGCGCUGCUAGACGAUUUGCUUGAACAGUUGGCGAACAAUUGGAAUAUUGUGCCGGUGAGGAUAAGCAACGGCUUCCUCGAGACGUCUCUGAACGCGCCGGCAUUCUCGAUUUCCAUCGUCAACGCGACGGCCGCCGCCGAGAACUGCUCAUACUCAGUCGAGGAAAUCAAGUCUUUUUUCGACGCUAAGACUAACACAUACUGGGAAUCCAUGACCGGUUCCCAAGCGAUACGGCGUAGCAGAAAAGAGCAGUUCGUGCAGCCACCUCCUGAGCCUCACAAGGUGAUUGAGGAGGGAAAGGACCUGAAAAUCGACCCUGCUCUACUGGAUAGGAUGCUUCGUAGCGCUUGCAACGAAUUAAUAGUCGCGGAGCCCGAUCUGACCAAGUGGGACACGAUCAUGGGCGAUGGCGACUGCGGUGAGACGUUAAAGACGGGUGCAAGCCAUCUCAUCGCCGCGCUCGACAAGAAGCUCGCAGCCGAGGGCUCUGUGAUCGCAGUGCUCCAGGAACUCGAAGAGAUUGUCGAAGGCAAGAUGGGCGGUACUCUGGGCGGUAUCCUAGGUAUCUUCUUCGUCUCGUUGAGGACGGCUCUCCAGGAGAACGUUGCCUUAGCUAAGACCGAAGGGCUUUCGAAGCUAUGGGCCAAGGCCGUCCAGACAGCUUUGGACAACCUGAGCCGGUACACACCGGCUAAGGUUGGCGACCGGACGGUCAUGGACACCCUGCUCCCGUUCGCGGAGGGUCUGCGCUCGGGGGAUCUCGCGGGUGGUGUCGAGGGUGCGAUUAAGGGUGCCGAACUGACCAAGACGUUGGCUCCGAAACUCGGCAGAGCGACUUACGUCGGCGCGGAUAGCAGCAAGGAGCUGCCCCCGGACCCUGGUGCUUGGGGUGCCAUGGUUGCUAUAAAGGGCUUGCAGUCGGGUAUAUAAGUGUAUACUGGCCAUGGUAUACCUAUACCUGAGUAUUUAAAGUGUAUAUUUUAUCGUCAGCAUGUCAUGUACCUACAUAAGCUAGCGAGUACCUUUUAUUUUUGAGUAUAUAUGAGAGAUAGUAAUUUUAUACAUUGUUAAAGCAUUAAAG
Messenger RNA from Daldinia loculata, 2662 nucleotides. Its product is annotated as dihydroxyacetone kinase. Gene Ontology annotation, cellular component: cytosol. The record is from RefSeq and is a predicted model, not a curated record. Gene Ontology annotation, biological process: glycerol catabolic process. Lineage: Eukaryota; Fungi; Ascomycota; Sordariomycetes; Xylariales; Hypoxylaceae. The transcript has a single exon. Bases 748 to 2511 code for a protein of 587 amino acids. Gene Ontology annotation, molecular function: ATP binding; glycerone kinase activity.